Messenger RNA from Strongylus vulgaris, 1053 nucleotides. The record is from the annotation of a GenBank genome assembly. NCBI's taxonomy places the organism in Eukaryota, Metazoa, Nematoda, Chromadorea, Rhabditida, Strongylidae.
AUGACACGCACACCAUACUGCGAAUCCGCUAGCCACCCAUCUGCACACCACCCACCACCCGAAUCACCGCUCAAUGAAUUGAUCAAGAACAAAACAACUGUGGAAAAUUUGGUAUAUGAAUGUACCGAGACGGCUGAACAUGUGCCAAGGUUGAUCACUUCCAUCAGGGAAAGCCAGCAGUCAAAGAGUGCUAGCGAGAAAUUCCGAGCUCAAAGUCGUUUGAUCAGAGAUGCUCAUCAGAUCCUAGCUCCUGCCACACGUCUUGUAGAAGUAGCGCGUACAUCAGUAGCUCAUGUCAGUGAGAAUCACAUUGCCUCUAACCUUCAACAGACCAGCAAUGGGUUGUCCACAAACCUUGCCGAGCUAAGAACUGCUCUGAAUGCUGCUCAACAGCUUAACUUCAGCCAGCAGCUGAUCCACAGCGAGGAGUUAAUUAGGGAACUCGAUCAAGAACUGGAACUCGAUCAAGAACUGGUAGAAGUCCAAAAAGCAGCACAGCUGAAGCAAUUGUCACCACCACGUGGUGUCACUUCCCAAUCUGCUACAUCACAUCUGAUGUCAUCCGCACGUCAAGUUGGUAGCAGCAUCGCUCAGCUGGUAUCAGCUUCGGCUAGCCAGGAUGAACACCACAUUGGAGCUUCAGCUGUUGAAGCUGCACAGAGUCUUAGAGCUUUUACCACAUCGGUUAAGGAGAAGGCAGCACAGCUGAAACAGUUGUCACCACCACGUGGUGUCACUUCCCAGUCUGCUACAUCACAUCUGAUGUCAUCCGCACGUCAAGUUGGAAGCAGCAUCGCUCAACUGGUAUCUGCUUCCGCUAGCCAGGAUGAACACCACAUUGGAGCUUCAGCUGUUGAAGCUGCGCAGAGUCUUAGAGCUUUCACCACCUCGGUUAAGGAGGUGGUCUCGACCAGAACCGAUAUUCAACUUGAUUCAUUUAUCGUAUCUUCACGCUCAGUCGUACACGAUUCUGGAAGAGUAUUUGAUCGUGUACGUGAACAUGCUGCUCCUCCAGUGCUUGCCGAUUCUGCUAAGCAGGUUUGGGACCUUUAA